This is a messenger RNA of Lycium barbarum (goji berry), 1215 nucleotides long. Its product is annotated as putative E3 ubiquitin-protein ligase XBAT35. The coding region runs from base 27 to 527 and encodes 166 amino acids. The record is from RefSeq and is a predicted model, not a curated record. The transcript has 5 exons. Lineage: Eukaryota; Viridiplantae; Streptophyta; Magnoliopsida; Solanales; Solanaceae. Gene Ontology annotation, molecular function: protein binding.
UCGAUUUUCUUGUCAAAGUUUAUCAAAUGGGGAGGCAGAAUCGCUUAGAGAAGCGUUUGUAUGAACAAGCAAGUGUUGGAAACGUCGAUGCCAUCAAAACCCUCCACCAACAAGGCGCUGGCCUUGAGUGGAAUGAUAGGGAAGGUAGGACAGCUUUAAUUGUGGCGUGCAUGGAACCCGAGCUCUACGAUGUUGCGAGAACUUUGAUACAGUUGGGUGCUAACGUCAACCAUUACUGUCCAGGAAGAGGUGGGGGUACUCCUCUACAUCAUGCUGCAAGAAGAGAUUUUGUGCCGACAGUUGAUUUACUUCUAGCACGUAGAGCAAAUGCAUUUAGAAGGAAUGAUGAUGACCAAACACCCCUAGAUGUUGCUAGAAAUAAAGGUUACAUCGAUGUUGUUCGGGCAAUUGAGGGCCAUAUGGACUACCAGCGUAGAAGUGAUAAUUCAUUUUAUGUAAAAUGCUUCUGGCCGUGCUUCGGGGUUCUUCUUCUGGCCGUGCUUCUUCGACUUAUGAAAUUAAUCUGAUUAGAUGCUCCUGUUCAAGUGGUGUGGUAUAUAUGUCUUGUUGGAAAUAAAGUGUAGCUACUUUUAUUUCCAUAUGUUGUUUGUCAAAAUGAAGCUAAGAUAUCUACAUAUGUAAAUAGAGUUUAAGUAAUAUAUACUGUUAGUGUGAAUAAUAUUUAUAUUAUCGGUAUCAGGUUAUUUUUACCUAUUGUAACAGGCAGCAUAUCUUAUUUUUAAAAUUUUAAAUUUCAUAUUUAAUAUUUUUACACCAUCAAGUCAACUUUACCUGUUAUAACAGAUAAAUAUUUUAUUUUUAAAAUAUCAAACUCCAUAUUUUAAGGAGACUUACUUAUAAAUACUUUUUGGAUAUAUAACCUGAAAGUAGAAUGAACACUUACCUACUUUGUUCUGUUCCUAUAAUUUAAAAAAAAAAAAAAAAAAAAAAAAGACCCAAUUCAGCUUCCUCGUCUUCAACAUGUCUAAAAGUGGCAUUCUUUGUAUCUAAGUUCGAUUAUCCACAUAGACUUUUCUCUUAAAUGAGCAUUGUGUUAGGAUUUUGCCUUGAUUUUCUUACCAUAUUUGAGUUUUACUUUUCUUUUGAAGGAAAGUCAAAAUAUAACCGUAAUUAUUUUACUUUUUCCUAAAGGAAACUAUAAAUCUUUCAAAUUUGAGUAACUCUUUUCUUGGAGGAAAAGUUUUAGACAUCUAU